Molecule: messenger RNA, 1032 nt
Organism: Vollenhovia emeryi
Lineage: Eukaryota; Metazoa; Arthropoda; Insecta; Hymenoptera; Formicidae
Product: transmembrane and coiled-coil domain-containing protein 1
Exons: 4
Coding region: 232-783 (183 amino acids)
Biological process (GO): endoplasmic reticulum calcium ion homeostasis
Cellular component (GO): cytoplasm; endoplasmic reticulum membrane; endoplasmic reticulum
Molecular function (GO): calcium channel activity
Source: RefSeq, a predicted model, not a curated record
GCGAUGCUUUUCGGAACGCAUCGAGGAGACCACGUUUCUCACCUACCUGCUGCUGACUUGGAGUAUACCUUCAUCGCGGUAGCUACAAUAAGCUCACCCUCGUGUUCACUCUCGCCGUAGCGAGAGUACUCGUUCAGGGGGCAUUUCCUCGCCUCUGGACCGCAAUCACCUUAUUAUGAGGAGUCGAGCUGCGUGAGUCGUGGAUAUACGCGUGAACUCGACGUUGCAAACAUGUGGGCGGACACUAUCCUGAUUUUAUUUAUCAGCAUAUGCACGGCGUUGCUGGGCGAAGGAUUAACGUGGCUGAUGGUGUACCGCACCGAGAAGUAUCAAAAGCUGAAGGCCGAGGUCGAGAAGCAGAGCAAGAAGCUGGAGAAGAGGAAGGAGGCGCACGGCGACUCCUUGGACAGGCAGCAGAAGAAGAAGAUCGAGCGGGAGGAGGAGAGGCUGAAGAACAACAAUCGAGACCUGUCCCUCGUGAAGAUGAAGUCGAUGUUCGCGAUCGGGUUCGCGUUCACGGCGCUGCUGAGCAUGUUCAACAACAUAUUCGACGGACGGGUGGUCGCCAGGCUGCCGUUCGUCCCGAUCAGCUGGAUACAGGGUCUGUCGCACAGAAAUCUCCCCGGCGACGAUUACACGGAGUGCUCGUUCAUAUUUUUGUACAUAUUGUGCACCAUGAGUAUCAGACAGAACAUCCAAAAGAUGCUCGGCUUCGCGCCAUCCAGAACCGCGAGCAAGCAGAGCGGUAGCAUCUUCGGGCCUCCGCCUCAGCAAUUUAAAUGAGCCACGUAUAACUAGUGAAUUUGUUACUGGUGUGUUCUUGCGGAGAUCAUUCUUGUACACCUCGCCGUGUAAUUCGGGAAACUUACUUCCGCCCGAUUGAUCUUUCUAAUCUGCACACACCUCAUUUUGUACAUCUUGCGUCGUAUUUAAAUACUGUCCUCGGAUUUUUCUCACAGUCUCUUUGAAUACAAAAUAGUGUAAUUAUCUUGACGCUUAUUGAAAUAUAUGUUACAAUGUCUGUUUGUUAAA